AUGCCACCUAUCGAAGUGUCAAAAGGUAAAGCAACCAAUGUUCUCCGUCUUCCCGUCAUCAUAAUGGUGCUCGCUUCGCUUCUCACAUCUCGAGGCUUGGGGUCGUUUACCAAAUCACAAAGAUCGGGAAGGAAAACUAUUCAUACAAUGACGCUCAUUUCCCUUUCAAACCCUAAUGAGAAUCCGGUAGCGAUGUUCCGUCGCACGUGGAGUACCAAUUGUGCCUCCUCCAUUCGCAAAUUUCUCGGUACACAACAGCCUUACGACAAGUACCACCCCAACUUGGUCGCGGAGAUGACUUCACAAACUGUGGUCGCAGAAGCAGAUACCCAGGUCAUAACCACUUCCGGCACGAAUAUUCUGGGCCAUUUACAAUCUAUAUCACGGGGCGGGGAAAUUGUUCUUAUUGAUUCCUUCUUGUCGAGAGGGUACAACUACGUCGCCAACCAUGAUAUCCGAGGAAGAGACGACACCCGCAGCAAUAGAGUAGCUUCAUCGCUGGGAAAGUGCGGAAGUUCUGCACGCAGAUCAUCCGAAGCCUGUAUAUGUAUUCUGCUGAAGAAGGCGACGAGUACUCCCUUAUUCGAUGCACAGGAAAAGCCAACCAAGAAGGCUCGACUACUGAACAAAUCCCUCGCUGACUCGUACUUUGUCGCGGCUCCUCCGCCAGAAUCGAUCGCCAAUCCACCCCCUCCUAACGGUGCCUGGGUUCUACAAUCUCUUGUUGUAGCACUCGAAAUGCUCCCCGCAGGCAUGAGGAGUGCCCCCGCGUCGUUUCUAUACAAUCGCGUCGAAGUUCGUACCUAA
Molecule: messenger RNA, 807 nt
Organism: Pisolithus orientalis
Lineage: Eukaryota; Fungi; Basidiomycota; Agaricomycetes; Boletales; Pisolithaceae
Exons: 2
Coding region: 1-807 (268 amino acids)
Source: RefSeq, a predicted model, not a curated record